Symbiodinium sp. CCMP2592 is the source of this 5469-nucleotide messenger RNA. The record is from the annotation of a GenBank genome assembly. NCBI's taxonomy places the organism in Eukaryota, Dinophyceae, Suessiales, Symbiodiniaceae.
AUGUGUGCUCUGUUGGCUUCCUUUGGCAGCCUCAACCUUUGUGCCUGCUCCGUGGUGUGGUACGGUUGCCCGGCCUUUGCUAUGGAACUGGACCUAGCGACUGCUGAGGCCGGCGCUGGGCUGCCGGGUUCCAGUGCUCUGCCAACAUCUGCGAUAGCUCCUCUUAGUGGCCCUUCCACGCCAGUGGCCUCUGUCCCUUCCACCCACCAUGAUGUUGGCACGGAUGCCAGUGCGGAGCUGCAUCCCCUGGUUCUUUUCAGUACAGGCAUGGCACAAACGGACUUGACCUUUUCGGCAGAUUGGCUGGGUUUUCAGCUUUUCUCUCCGUACUACCAGCCGAUCUGUGGUGCGGUACGGGCUGCUCCGGCCCGUGACCUCCAACAGGUCAAGGAGAGCAUUCAACAGGCUGCCCCUCUUGACCCAUAUGGUUUGGCGGACCGCCUUGUUGCUUUGCAACCUCAGCGUUUCAGCGGCUAUGCGGGCUUCCUCAGAUAUCCUUCUGCUUGGGAUGCAGUUGACAACGGACAGAUCGCUGUUGUUAUUGACCUCUCACAUGUUGGUGGUCAUUACUUCGCAGCCUGUCUCCCGGCCGUUCUUUCUGAUGAGGAGUUCUUCCUUUACGUUGCGCCGCAUUGCACUGAGGACACCGAUGAGCUUCAGAUCUUUCUAGGGUUUAGCACCCAACCUGCCGCCCCUAGGACUGACCUGACUCUUUCACCCGGUGUAGUUCUGACGGUGCUUAGACGAGGUGUCCGUCCUUUGCCUUGGCAUGACAUUCUAGACCUCUUCCGGGACGGUGCUGCUUGGGGACGCACGGAGCAUUUGCCCCUGCAGUGCACCCUCACUCCUGGUGUGUGCGUCAUGACCGCCCAACACAGGUUUUUCCUGCACGAAAGACACCACUACCGCAACAGUCUUGAGAAUGCCAUUGCUGAACGACUGCAUUGCUCAGAAUCAGACAUCACCGUUUGUCAGCAUGAUGGCCUUUUCAGGUUCGAUCUGCAUGGAGAUCCGUGUCAUUCCUGUGCAGUUGUCCUCGACCUUCCACGGCCAGACGAUGACCUCCUCCAAGGACGACGGGACGUCUGUACGCUCUUGGACUUUCGGCCACUUGGACACCGACCUCGGCAUUGGCACUCGCACUUCCCUGCCUUGCACAUCCCCAGCAUUCUAGCACACUUCGGGUUGCGGUUGCCCGAUGGUCUCCAGUUCGUAGUCCAUGGGGGCUGUAGGGAAGACGAUGAUGUCUAUGUCCGUUCAAGGGAUGUCUUGGUUUUUGAGGCCAAGCCGACGGCUGCUCCGCUACCAACUGGGGUACCGCGACCUCCAGCUGACAGCAGUUCGGAUUCAGAUGAUAGUUCAGGAUCAGAUGCGGACUCAGGUCUGCCCAGUGUCCCCUCAACUACUGCAGCCGCGCCUUCUAACCGCAAGCGCAAGGAGCGUCGGGAUUCAGAUGCUAGGCGGCCUCCACCCUCCAACAGCAAGAGCGUCAGUGCCAAUCCGCAACCCACGGCACCGCAUGACUUUGAUGCCCGCUGGAUGGCAUCCGCCACCUCAUUUACCAACCUUGGUCUGGAUGCAGAGCCUUGGGAUGUUUGCCUCUUCGCUGUGCACUCAUUUUUGUCGCCCCGGCAGGGGGCUCCCCUACACUGUGCCAAGCCUUUCAUGGGUCAGCGCCGGCCCUCCAAGCAGACGGGUCUGCAAGCCUCUCAACCGCGCAUGGCCCACGGUACGGGCGACUUCCACAGCGGGGGUUAUCCUAGCGACGCGGCAGUCACGCGGCCGGACCAUCCUGGGCCUCCAGAUCACAGAGACAGGCCGCAUCAGCGAGGACCUCCUGACGUACUACAAGAUGUUGCGGCUACCGGCCCAGCCCUGCCUCGUACGCAACAUGUCUUCAUGGUUCUCGUCCCAGACAUGGCUCCAGAGCUUGUUGCUGUGCCCCUUGCCACCCCUGUCACGGUGCAAGAAGUCCUCCCCUUGAUUGUGGCGGACAGGAGCCCACAAUAUCAAGCAGACUUUCCGGAUUUAGUCCCGGUUUACCCGCAGCUUGACCCUGCUUAUGGUGUUUUUGUUGCACGGCCUUCCUGGGCACCAUCGGUCCGUGUGGUUUGUGUGGACACAAGGGCCAUUGAUGACCGUGCUUUCGCUAUGCCUUUCCCGGAGCAGCUCAACCGCGAGUCCCUUUUGCGUCUGAUCCGGCUCAGGGACGUGCCUGGCCUUCAAAUCUUUGUUGCAGGUGCCCCCUUUGGUCGGGGCCAGGCUCUUUUCCGGCACGGGGAUACAGUCCUAGUCCGAUGGGGCGGCAGACAUGACCCCCCUGUGCAUAGUCUAGCAAGUAUGUUGAGUAGCUCAGAAGGCUGGCAUCCCGAGGCUGAGGUCUCGCUUGGCCCUCUAGACAUGCAUGUUCUGGUCCUGACAGAUGGUAUCCACCACCUUCAGACAGUCGACAGCUACCAGCGAGCCACUUUUAAGCAGGACCUCGCCCUGGCUUUGCAGUACUCCGUGCAUCGCACCAGCCUCAAGCCCGCAUUCCCGAGGGUCACUGAUUGCAGCUACCGGGGUUUUUACUGCCAUUCUGUCGUUGUGGCCACGGAAGCUAUCUGCCGCUUACCGGUGCCCCCUGCCCGACCUCGCCCGGAACAGCUUGCUAUCUUGCUGGACAAGCGGCCUGUCCUUAGGGGUUUCACAUGGUUCCUCUGUGAAGGGGAGCAUUUUGACCUUCAGGACCUCCAGCGCACUUUGCAGCAAGAGGCUCCACCUGGGUACGUCGUCGAUGUCAGAGGAGGCCACAGGUUUUUACACAGAGGGAGGCCCCGUGUCAUGGCGCGCCAAGGUUUGGUCCUCCAGGUCCGUUUUGUACCGCCUGCUGUCCCUCCUGAUGAGGAUGAGGCGUCUGGCGACGAUGAUGCCGACUCCUCCACUGACCCCGCCGAUGAUGACUCUGUGGUACAUGGGCCGCACCCCGACGUUGAGGACUCCUCUUCUACGCCACGCGCUCCGCGUAGUCGUUCUCCUCCCCCCGAUGCUCCCAGGGGGCCACCUCCCCCUCAACCAGUCAAUCGAGGCGGUUUCCGCAACGGCUGUGCUACCAUUGUGGUAGGCAAGUGGUUUUCUGGUGUUUGUCGUGACGCUCUUGCAGAGAGCAACCGGAUUAUCACCUCUGCCCCCCUGGGUUUGGCGUUGCCUUGCUGCGUACCAGCUUUGAUUUUCCUUCUUGUGCUUGGUGGCCUGCUUGCCCAGUGGACGAGUUGGCUAUGGCACCAUAGUGCAAGCUUGGAUGUGUUGCAUAUGCCACGGUUUGGUCUGCCCGUGCGCACUUUUGCAUUUCUGCUGCUUCUCCUCCUUCAUGCUCGUCCAGUCGGAGGCAUGGUCGAUCCCACAGACCUGGCACAGUCGGCUGCGACGUUAGUGGCCACCCCUCUCGAGGGUAAGACAUCCAGGGCCAUCUCGAGCGCCCACCUGGAUUCAGGUCUUUUUCGACCCCUUCCCACACCGUGCAGGACAUCUCUUGCAAGCUGGCCCUUGCCGGCGAUGUCCCUCCCUGUGGAGUCGCAAGCUGACAUUGACAUGGAGGGCUUGCAAACACCAUUAGAGGAAAGUAUCCGCAGGCCGGGCUUUUCUGGUUUUCUCGACUCCGUUGUUAUCCUUGAGGCUGCCUGGGAACAUCUGUUGGAUGCCGGGCCGCCUUUCCUGGCGGAUCCCAGCACUCCCCCGUUGCCGAUGGCCUGUCCACUUACUGCCGAGGUUCGUGCACCAGACCCGCCACGGCUAAACUGUGCAGUCGGCUGCCCUCUGGCCCUCCAAGACCUCCUCCCACCCACAGCUUUCCAGCUAGAGGCUCAGGAUUUACAGGAGCUUCUGCGGCGACUGCGAGCUUCCAAAGACUUGGAGGCCCUGCAUACGGAUUGGCUUGACAGCGAUUUGACACCUUUGUGGCAGGAUCCUGAGGCAUCCGAAGAUGGCAUAAAAACCCCUGACCCAGGACAGCCCUACAAGCUUGAGAUUUACACUGAUGGGUCAGCUCAGUGGGACCACACCCAACAAGGCCUCUCGCCUGCUGCUUGGGCCUUCUCUGUCUGGCUCUACACAGAGCAGGGCCCUUUCCUUUUAGGUGUUGCAGCACACUCUCUGGUGCCUGAAGGGACUCCCUUUUGGGUUGGGGAACACAGUGACACCCCUCUUGUCUCCGAGCUUGCUGCGCUGUGUUGGGCUCAAGCCUGGGCUCUGGAGUACGGCAUCCACUACCAGCUCCCUAUGCUUUUCUGCUAUGAUGCCACCAGCGCAGGGGCUGGAACGUUCGGAGCUUCCAGGCAAGCCAAGGUCCCUGUUCCGUCGACCGCCCGGGCGCCAGAGGAUGAAGGGGCAGCUUCCACGAUUAGUGAGUUCGCAUGUCUCUUACGUCAGUGUUUGGUCCGAAUGGCCCACGUUGAGCACCACCAUGUGCAUGGGCACUCUGGUUGCCUUCCCAAUGAGCUGGUGGAUCAGUUGUCCAAACAGGCCCGAAGGACCCACGAAGACCCGUAUGAUCGGAAUUUGCCCGUCUGGCCAUCGCGGCUCGCCUCUCACCGGCUGAGGCAUUGGGCCUGGCUUGCGGCUGCGCCUGACCCGCAUCUUCCUGUUCUUGCGGCCCUACAGGCAGAGGCUUCCCGCCUACAAUCUACCCCCUGCAGAGUCUCUCCUCCUGACUUCGGCCUAAGUCAGGUGCACCGGCCCAGGGCCGAAGUGGUUUUCUCCCUUGCGUUUGCCUCGUACAAUGUGCUUACGCUUUUCACUCCGGAUGCUCCCAAGGGACGUGUCAAGCGCCAUGCUCAACGUGGCAUGCUAGUGGCAGGCAAGCGCGACCUCCUGAAGAAACAGUUCUUGGCCAGGAACCUCUGGGCUAUUGGCUUGCAGGAAACCCGUUUUACUGCGGAUGAGGUGAUGCAGGAUCAAGAUUUUCUCAUGCUGUGCACAGCUGCAGACAGUCAAGGCAGCUACGGUUGCGCGCUAUGGCUUAACCUUGGUCUUCCUCUCACCCCGGGUCAGCCUUCCACAAAAGUCCGCCGAGAUCAGGUUGUUGUUACCAGUUUCUCCCCGCGGCACCUUCUUACGCAAGUCGAUGCUGACAGGCUCCGCCUUACCAUCUUGGUAGCCCAUGCCCCGCGAGGCAAGGCUUCCGAUGUGGCGGAGGCGGAAGCCUUCUGGCAAGCACGCCAGACAGAGGUUGCGCGCCGCCCAGAAGGGUCAGAGUUCAUCCUGCUUACGGACUCUAACUCGCAUCUUGGGUCAGUACAUACUGACGCUGUUGGGCCCCAUGACGGCGAGACCGAAAAUCUGGCUGGAGCUGUUUUCCAUUCUUUCCUUUUGGCUACUCACAGCUUCCUGCCAUCCACAUUUUCGUGUUACCACCAAGGUUCCUCCUGGACCUGGAUUGCUCCAGGAGCCGAUACGGCCAGGCAUCGACUGGAUUUCGUGGCCCUGCCAUAA